CCCGCGCACGCGCACGCGCGCCUCCACGGCCGGGUCGCGGCUGGAGUGAGGAAACGCUCUGUGGAGCAGCGGAGCUACGCGCUGCUUCCACAGCUGCUGAGGAGGGGAGCAUGUCUGCAACUCGAGCCAAGAAAGUGAAGAUGGCCACCAAAUCGUGCCCCGAGUGCGACCAACAGAUUCCUGUUGCAUGUAAAUCAUGUCCCUGUGGUUACAUAUUUAUUAGCAGAAAACUACUGAAUGCAAAACAUUCAGAGAAAUCACCAUCUUCUACAGAAAACAAGCAUGAGGCCAAGAGGAGGCGGACAGAGAGAGUUAGGAGAGAGAAGAUAAAUUCUACAGCAAAUAAGGACUUAGAAAACAGAAAGAGAUCUCGAAGUAACAGCCAUUCAGAUCAUAUCAGACGAGGAAGAGGAAGACCUAAAAGUACACCUGCCAAGAAACAUGAAGAAGAAAGAGGGAAAGGAACCAGUGUUAACAUCCUUAAUAAGAAGGGGAUGCAACUCGAGCCUUGAGAGGCAGCACAGGGGAAAGACAAAACAUGCCUGGAAACAGUCUUCAAGGAUUGCUUUAAAAUAUGAAAACCGCCAAAAC
This is a messenger RNA of Onychomys torridus (southern grasshopper mouse), 591 nucleotides long. It is a transcript of the gene Hdip1, whose product is annotated as chromosome 5 C16orf87 homolog. The transcript is spliced from 4 exons. The record is from RefSeq and is a predicted model, not a curated record. NCBI's taxonomy places the organism in Eukaryota, Metazoa, Chordata, Mammalia, Rodentia, Cricetidae. Bases 111 to 512 code for a protein of 133 amino acids.